AUGGCUGCGCGUAUUGCCGCCUUCUUCAGCGCCCUGUCACUUGUGACUGCGGUUGCGAUUCCAGACAGUGCUGCCACCAAAAUCAUCCACAGAGAUAUUGUUAUUCUCGGCGGAGGCGCGUCCGGCUCUCACGCCGCCCUCAGGCUCCGCGAGGACUACAACAAGACGAUCAUUGUUGUCGAGAAGCAAAGUCGCAUCGGUGGCCAUGUUGCGACAUUUACUGACCCGGAAACGGGCAACAACUACGACUAUGGAGUAAACUCCUACACCGAUUACACUGGCGCACGCGAAUUUGUCGCACGCCUCAAUAUCCCGGUUAUGACUCCUGCACGAUUGUCCCUCACUACCACGUACGCCGACUUCACGACAGGCAAGUUGACCAACUACUCGUUACCUGCCUCCGCCGACAUCACCGCUGCGCUGAGGACCUACCUUGAGCUCUGCGAGACGUAUGAGGAGAACAUCCUCCCCUCCUAUGCCAAGUUCCCAAACGCUACUGAGGGUAUUCCGGAGGAUCUCACCAUGCCCUUCAUCGACUUUGUCAAGAAGUACGACAUCGAGGCUGCCGUUCCUCGUAUCUUCCAGGUCACUGGACUUGGCAUGGAUGACUUCGCGCACCAGUCCACGCUGUACGUCAUGCAAACGUUUGGCGCGCCGAUCACCCGUUCUUUCUUGGGGGUUGUGGGUUCUUUCGUGCCCGCCUCCAAGAGAAACCAAGACAUCUACGACGCGAUCGCCGAGCUGCUUGGGGACGACGUCAUGUACUCUUCCACGGCGAUGAAGACUGCCCGUUCUGACAAUGGCGUCGAGGUACUUGUCAAGAGCGCUGAUAACACGCGAACUCUCAUCCGCGCGAAGAAGCUUCUUAUUUCCUUCGAGCCUACUCUUCACAACAUGCAGGGUAUCGAUAUUGACGAGGAAGAGACCUCUGUCUUCGAGAAAUGGAACUGGUCCACUGUUUACGCCGGCAUCGUCUCCCACCCGGCCAUUCCCAAGCUUUUCUCCUACACCAACACUGCCCCAUCUCGAUGGCUCUCGCUGCCGGAGCUUCCAUUCGUCGGUCGCUUUGACUAUCUCGGAGACGACAACUACCGUGUCCUAGUCGGUGGUGACAAGAACUACAACAGCUGCGAGGCACAGAAGCUGGUCAAGAGGUCACUGAAGCAACUCGCCGCUGCUGGAACCGUUCCUAGCCUUGGCAAUGACACUAUUCAGAUCAAGGCCUGGGCCGAUCACGGCGCUAUGCAGCUUCACUUUGAGAGGGACGAUCUUAAGGCCGGUGCCAUCACCCAGCUUUACACGCUUCAGGGCCGCAAGAGCACCUACUUUACUGGCGGUGCCUGGUCCGCUCAGUUUACCACCAUCCUCUGGGAGACAAACAACCAAUAUGUGUUGCCUAAGCUGUUGGCAGAGUUCUGA
This is a messenger RNA of Colletotrichum gloeosporioides, 1419 nucleotides long. RefSeq names its product Beta-cyclopiazonate dehydrogenase. The transcript has 2 exons. The coding region runs from base 1 to 1419 and encodes 472 amino acids. The record is from RefSeq and is a predicted model, not a curated record. NCBI's taxonomy places the organism in Eukaryota, Fungi, Ascomycota, Sordariomycetes, Glomerellales, Glomerellaceae.